This is a messenger RNA of Arabis nemorensis, 195 nucleotides long. The record is from the annotation of a GenBank genome assembly. Lineage: Eukaryota; Viridiplantae; Streptophyta; Magnoliopsida; Brassicales; Brassicaceae.
AUGGCUAUCAAAGUUGAGCAGAAGUUGAGUUGUCAUCGCAGUGGAGUGCAGCGGGGAGACAAUCCUCGGGGGAAGCUCACGCACACGUCGUCGAUGGAGGAUGCUAGGGGCACUCGCCGAAAACUCGUCGGACGAAGAAGCACAUCGACUUCCUCGGAAAGAGUGCCAGGGAGCGUUGGCGACGCUUACCUUUGA